Messenger RNA from Macrosteles quadrilineatus (aster leafhopper), 2751 nucleotides. RefSeq names its product myosin-10-like. NCBI's taxonomy places the organism in Eukaryota, Metazoa, Arthropoda, Insecta, Hemiptera, Cicadellidae. Bases 69 to 2231 code for a protein of 720 amino acids. The record is from RefSeq and is a predicted model, not a curated record. The transcript is spliced from 12 exons.
GAGGGAUUGUCGGUCGAUUGAGGGAUUAGAAGGAAAGGAAAAGCACCGCAAACUUCAAGGUAUCAAGGAUGACCUCAUACCCAGAUAGCCACGUCUUUUCACAAGGAGGCGACUUGUCUCAACUCACUGGGGGCUUUACAUCACAAAAUGAUUCAGGCAUUUACGAGGAUGAGUUAGGCCAAAGGGACACUGAUUUGGUUGAACAGGAUGGAGCCAUGUCAUCGAGGGCUGAGGCCAUUUGUAAGGAAAACCGUAAAAUAAAUAGGUUUGUUGAACUUAAUUUGAAGCAGCUUGAAAUGAAGCGUAUAAAGUUGAUGAAAGAAGACAAAGAACUUGAAGCAGAGAAGACAAAACUUUUGGAAAUUCAAAAGCGCCAAAGUGAUCAAAGUAUAAAACUGCAAAUGGAUGAGGAGGAGUGCAGCCUAACAUAUAUGAAUGUGCUAAAGGAAAGAAAUAAAGUUGUGGAAAAAUUAAAGCAAGUUGAAGAAUUUAUUAAUGUGUAUGAGCAAAAUGUGGUGAAGGGGAAAACUCUUGGAGAAAGCAUAGAAGAAAGCAAACAAUGGCUUGAAUCCGAGUUUGACCAAAUAAAGAAAAAAUCUAAAGCUGUCCAAGACAAAAUCACAAGGAGUAAACUAUCAUGUUUAGCCUUGUUGGAUGAAAAAGCUAAAAAAUGUAAGGAACUAAAAGAUGUUAUGGUAAAGGACAGAGAAGAUAUGGUGAGCGAAAUUCAAAGCUUAGCAUUUAAAAAUGAGGAAAUGCUUGUUAAAUGUAAAGAUAUUCAGGAAAAAAUUGAGAAAAUGAAACAAAACAAAAUUCAUUUGAUAGAAUCCUACAACUCAUCCCUCAAGGAACAUAAACAGCUUAAUGAAGGUGUAUCAAUGAUAUAUCAAGAGUUAAAUGAGUCAAAGAAAGUCAACGCUUCCCGUAUUCAGCAGUUAAAACUCAAGAUAAACACAGAAGAAAAUAUAAACUGCAAUCUUAAAAUCAGAUUGGAGGAAAAAAAGGAUUCGAUGCAUGGUUUGACAUCAAAAAGGAAUGAGCUGACUAAUUUGUCAAAGCAGCUGAAAGAAACUGUAGAGGAAGCUGAUAAACGUGUUGAGAAAAAAGUUAGGGAGAUUAAAAUGUAUGAAGACAAGAAACCAGUUCUUUGUGAUCAAGCAAGAACUUUACGUGAAACGUUGAAGAGAUAUGAAAAUGUUGAAACUAAAAAUGAACAUUACAAGAAAAGUAUUUUGUAUUUAGAGGAAGAUAUUAAACUUAACAUCAGCAAAUUGACCGAGAAAGAAAAUAAUGUUUGUGAGCUUAAAAAGGAGAUGAAAGCUUUAGAGGAUAAAUUAAAUAUAUUGAAAGAGAACAAUUCUGAUGUUGAGAAAAAAAUUGAAAAUCUCGAAUUGACCAAGAAAAAUAUUUUGGUUCGAGUAGAAGAAAAUAAAGUUUUGUGUAAGCAAGAAAGAGAGAGCAAGCUUAAGGAAAAUGAAUCUCUAAAACAAAUCAAUGAAGACUUGUCUACUGAAAUAGAGCAGCACACAUUGCAACUUAAAGAACUACACAGUUUUAAUGAAAAUUCUAAAGUGAAAGAGGAAGAAAUCAAACAACUAAUCGAAAGCUGUAAGGAAACUGUGAGAAUAAAUGAAGACAAGUUACUAAAGAGCGAAGAAGACCAGAUUAAGACAGUUGAAGAAUAUAUAAGAACAAUAGAUGCAAUGAAAGCUCACUUAGAAAAGCAUGACUUUUUUAUUGUAGAAGGAAAGCCCAUGCAGGAAGAACUCAUGGAAAUGCUAGAGAAGAAACAGUUUGUGGAACAGUCAAUCAAACUUCUUGAUGAAACUCAUAAUCAGAAGAUAAAUAAUAUGAAAAAUAACCACAUGGCAAAAAUGCAGGAAAUGGAUAGUGAAAUGGAAAAACACUCAUCCAUAAUGAAAGACAUCCAAAAAGGGCAAGAGGAAUCAACUAAUAAGCUGAAAGAAGAAUUAAAGGUAGAAGAAAAAGUUAAAACCGACCAUGAAAAUGAAUUACGAGGUCUUAAAAAACAACUGAAGACCUUAAAGAAUGAGGAGCUUAUGAAACGAAGUAAAAUAGUUAAAAUGGAGAAAAGACAGCAAGCAAUAAUUCAAGAAAUUAACGUCACUCGUGAGGAUAUUGCCCAAGCUGUUGCUGGAAAAUCUCAGGACAGCACCAGAAAGUGGGUGGAGUCUGUGCCUCAGGAUGAGUUUGAGUUCAGCGAAGUUUAAAGAGUGUUUAGUUACAACUGAGAUAGUGUUAUUUAGAAUAAGAAUAAUGUCAUGGGGUUUUUUCAAACAAAGUGCCUUUUUGCAUGGAUGUUGAUAUAUAAUUAAUAGAUUUAUGGGUUUAUAAGACAUUAAGAGAAGUUUCACUAGUUUAAAUUAAAAUAUAGUCUAACGUCUUAAAACUAAGAAGUGUUAUCAUAACAUUUGUUUUUGUAUUCUUUUUUGUAAGAUUAGUUAUGUAAGACUAUUUAUUUGUCAUUCUAGUAAUGGAUUUGAGGGAAAUCUAUAAUAACGUCAUGCAUGGGGUUUUUUUCAAGCAAAGUGCCUUUUUUUGCAUGGAUGUUGAUAAAUAACUAAUAGAUUUUUGGGUUUGAAAUAAGACAUUAAGAGAAGUUUCACUAGUUUAAUUUAAAAUAUAGUCUAAUAUCUUAAAACUAAGAAGUGUUAUCAUACAAUUUGUUUUUGUUUUCUCUUUUGUAAGAUUAGUUAUGUAAGACUAUUUAUAUAUCAUUCUAGCAAUGGA